UUCAAGAUGCUGGGCAAGAGAUGGUGGCGUCUUCUGUCACGCCAGGAUCAGGCAAAUCAAAGCUGGACACAUUGCCCAAAGAAGACCUCAUCAAGUUUGCAAAAAAGCAAGUGAUGCUUAUACAGAAAGUGAAGUCAAGAUGUACAGAACUAGAGAAAGAGAUUGAGGAACUCAGAUCUAAAGCAGCUACUGGAGGAGCUGAUGAUAUUAUUCAGGCUCUCACAGAAAGACUGGAUGUUGUACUUCUGGAAAAAGCUGAAAGUCAGCAGCAGUGCUUAGCUCUGAAAAAAGAAAAUAUUCAAAGAAAGCAAGAAGCAGAGGCUGCAGCGGCUAAGACAGAAGAAUUGCAGAAGCAACUGGAGCAAUUAAGUAUUGACUCUCUGAAAGAAAGAAAAGCUCUGAAGAGUGAAUUAGCAAAUGCACAAUGCAAACACAAUGAGGACUUAACAAAGCUGAAAAUAGAAUUAGAGGAACAAGUGAAGAAACAAAUGGGGCUGGUGGAACAGAUUGAACAUCAUAGUGAUAGUCAAAAAGAAGUUAAAAGAUUACAAGAUUAUAUCCAAAGAAUUAAAUCUACAUAUGAGGAGCAAAUUUUGUGUCUGAGCAAGCAGUUGGAAACUGUGAAUGAAGACAAAAACAAAGAAGUGACAAAUCUGCAAGAAACUAUUAAAAGCAACUCUCAGUGUUACCAUAAUGAAAUCAAUAAUCUGAAUGAAGAGCUUAAAAGAUUAAAAAUUGCCCAUCAGGAAGAGGUGUCAGAGUUGAUGCAUCAGAUUGAAAUAUCUUGUAAAGAAAAUGAAGAAAAGCAAAAUCAGAUAAAUCAGUUACAGCACAAUUUGGCAGAGGAGGGCUUAAUAAAAGAGAAAAAUGCGAAGGAUGAAAUGUGUGCUCAUACUGACCAGCGUGAAUAUGACUUGGAGCAGCUGAGAGAAGUCUUAAAUAAAAAUGUAGAAAGCAAGAUAGGUCUUGUAGACACACAAGAAGAACCUUGUGUAGAAGCAAAAAUGGAAGAAAAGGUUAGGCACCUGGAGCAUAGCUUAGAAGAGCUCCAGUCCCAACAUAGUAUAUUAAAAGAUGAGUUAACUUACAUGAGUAAUGUUAAACUAAAACUGGAAGAGGAGAUCCAUCGCAUAAAGGACGAGUACUUUCAUGAGCGGGAAGACUUGGACUUUAAGAUAAAUGAAUUGCAGCUUACUAAAGAAGAUUACUGUGGUGUAAUCGAAAAACUGAAAUUGGAGCUUCAAGCAGCAAGACAGCACUGUGAAACCGCUGUGAAAGAGCAUACGUUAGAAACUCAAACUCUGAAAGAGCAACAUAAGAGAGAAAUUUCUGAACUAAAUGAAACUUUAUUAUCUGGUUCUGAAAAAGAAAAGAUGGCAUUAGUUUUUGAAAUGCAGGAGCUUAGAGAACAGCUUGAAAAGCUAACUCAGGAGAAAGAAGAAGCAGUAUCCAAUUACAACAGCCUGAGAGAAACAAUGGAAACUCUACAGACUGAGCUAGGGGAAUCUGCUGGAAAGAUCAGCCAGGAGUUUGAAUCAAUGAGACAACAGCAAGCUUCUGAUGUCAGUGAACUGCAACAGAAACUCCGAGCUGCUUUCAAUGAAAAGGAUGUUCUUCUUGAAACUGUGAAUCGCCUCCAGGAAGAAACAGAAAAAUUGUCAUCUAAUCUGCUAGAGAUAGAAGAACUUAAAUGUAAAAUUGCUAGUCUUCAGGAGGAGAAUAACACAAUAACGAGCUCCCUCACUGCUGUGAAAGAACUGGAAGAGAAGAUCAUUGCUCUUACUGAUCAAAACAAGGAUAUUUCAAAUGAAGUAAAAUGCUUGGGUGAAGAGAGAGAAAACCUUCAGGAAAGGUGCAAGCAAGAACAAAGAAAAGUUCAGGAACUUCAGCAAGAAGUAGGUGUUGCUAACCAGUACAACAGCGACCUGAAGAAAAAGGUGGAGGAAUUAACAGAGAGACUGAACGAAGCUUUAACUAGGAAGAGUGAAAGUGCUCAAACGUUAGAGCAACUGGAAAACCAGAUUGAAACUCUGGUGCGUGAAAGAGAGAACCUUUCAUCUGAAGCAUAUACUCUUCGUGAGGAAAAUAAGAAAAUCAUUCAGGAAAAAGGCGAAUUAAGUGAAGAGCUGGAAAAGUUUACAUCUGAAAAAGAUGGUUGGUUAGUGUUGAAAGAGCAGUCUGAAAACUUAGAAAAAAACCUACAAAUGAUGACUGCAGAAAAAGACCAUAUAUCAACAUUACUUGAAAGUGAAAAAGCGCACAGAUCCCUUGUAAGAACUCAGCUGUACCACUUACUUGAGCAAGUGGGGUCCAGCGUUUCUGAUGCUGAUGAAGAAUAUGAUUCUUUUAACUUGUUACAAAUUGCAAAUGAAUGCUUGGCAAAAAUGAAAGAAGAGCAGUGCCUUGCUGUACAGAACGAGGAGAAAGUUCUUCAUUUGCAGCGGGAAGUUGAGAGACUAGAGGAAGAAAAUGCAGCUCAAUAUGCAGAACAUAGAUCCCUGAUUCAGGAUUUUGAAAAAGAAAAGGAUCUCUUGAGAGAAGAAUUGGAAGGCGUGUUGUCUGAAAAAGAAGCACUUCAACAUGAUAUCCAGGAGCUGAAGAAUGCCAGUGAAAAAACAAGGAUUGAAAAUCAAGAUCUCUUAGCUAAUACUGAAGAAAUCACUCAAAAACUUGCUUUUUAUGAAAGUCAAAUACAAGAACAGCAAAAAGGAUCAGAAAAACAAGACGACUUAAAUUUGAUUCUGGAACAAAAGGAAACUGAGCUUAGAAAUGUGAAAGACGAACUGAGUUCUCUAAAGAAUUUAAUGGAGACAUUGACUGAGAAAACUGAUCAACAGUCUUCGGUAGCAGAGCUUCAAGCAAAAAUUGGAAGGCUGGAAAAAGAAUCUGCAGAAAAAGGAGAGAAGCUAAAUAAAAUUAAGGUUGUUGCUGUGAAAGCAAAGAAAGAAUUAGAUGCCAGCCGAAAAGAGAUGCAGACUCUGAGGGAAGAAUUGGAGUUGGUUCGAUCAGAAAAAGAUCAGUUGUCUGCUUCAAUGAAAGAUGUCAUUCAAGGAGCUGAAAGCUAUAAGAAUCUUUUGAUGGAAUACGAUAAGCAAGGAGAACUGCUGGAUUCUGAGAAAGGCAGAGCAAAUAAUCUUGAACGUCAGAUAGAUGACCUCACAAGACAGCUACAGGUGUCAUCCCAGCAGCAUGAUCAGUUACAGUCUGCUAAUGAAGACCUCCUGGCUCGUGUUGAAACACUGCAAUGUAAUGCUAAGCUUCUGGAAGCUCAGAUACUGGAGAUACAAAGAGCCAAGGCAAAGGCUGACAAAGAACUAGAAGCUGAAAAGCUUCUAAAAGAACAGAAAACAAAGGAACAUAGUGGUGCUCUCCGAGAAAUGGAGGAGCUUCAGAUGCAACUUCAGAAGGAAAAGAAACAUCUGCAGAAAACUCUGCAAGAACUAGAGCUGGCCAGGAAGGAUGCUCAAAAGAGUACACUGAUGGAUAUGGAAAUAGCUGAUUAUGAAAGGCUAGUAAAAGAACUUAAUCAGAAGAUUACUGAUAAAGACAGCAGAAUAGAAGAUCUCGAGCAAGAGACGGGGAUUCAGAAACAGAAGCAAGAGACCCUACAGGAGGAAAUAAAGUCACUUCAGUCAGCUAUGCAACAGGAUGAGGACAGAAAUGCCAAGAUAAAACAACUCCUGGUGAAAACCAAAAAAGAACUUGCUGAUUCAAAACAAGCUGAAAAUGACCAUCUGAUGUUGCAGGCAUCAUUAAAAGGGGAACUGGAAGCCAGUCAACAACAAGUGGAAGCCUAUAAGAUUCAAGUGGCUGUACUAACAUCAGAAAAGCAUAAAGUUCAGGAACACCUGCGAACUUCUUCAGAGCAACACCAGCGUACGUUGAGUACUUACCAGCAAAAAAUUGCAACCUUGCAAGAAGAGUGCAGAGCAGCCCAGGCUGAACAAGCAUCUGUUACAUCUGAAUUCGAGAGCUACAAAGUCCGUGUUCAUAAUGUUCUAAAGCAGCAAAAGAAUAAAUCUGCUUCUCAGACAGAAUCUGAGGGAGCCAAACAAGAAAGAGAACAGUUGGAAAUGGUGAUAGAUCAACUUAAAGUUAAGCUGCAAGAUGCUCAGCAUAAUUCACAGAUGAAUGCGUCUGAACUCCAGGCGUUGCAGUCUGAACAUGACACCCUGCUGGAAAGACACAAUAAGAUGCUGCAAGAGACUGUUGCAAAAGAGGCAGAACUCCGUGAAAAGCUCUGCACAAUACAAUCUGAGAACAUGGUCAUGAAAACAGAGCAUGCCCAGGCUUUGAGUCAGCUGACAGCCCAGAACGAAGCUCUCCGGAACAAUUUCAGAGAUCAAGUCAGGAACCUGCAAGAAGAGCACAGGAAGACAGUAGAGACACUUCAGCAGCAAUUGUCCAGAGUAGAAGCUCAGCUCUUCCAACUUAAGAGUGAACCAAGCACUAGAGGUCCAGCUGUUUCAAAUCCAGCAACGAAGAACUUAAGAGAACGGCGAAACACUGACCUUCCUGUUCUCGAUGUGCACACUGUAGCUAGGGAGGAGGGAGAAGGCAUGGAAACAACGGACACAGAGUCUAUCUCUUCAGGCAGCACCUAUGUACCAUCCUUGGAACAACUUCUGAACUCCCCAGAAGCAAAACUCGAACCAUCUCAGUGGCAAACAGAACUCACCAAGGAUGAGCUGAUUCAGAAACUAAACACAACAGCGAAGAGUGCUGAUCACUUGAAUGAAUUACUUCGUGAAUCAGAAGCAACCAAUGCAAUCCUAAUGGAACAAAUAAAGCUUCUUAAAAAUGAAAUAAGAAGAUUGGAAAGAAAUCAAGAGAGAGAAAAGUCUGUGGCUAAUCUAGAAUACCUGAAGAAUGUUCUAUUGCAGUUCAUAUUUCUAAAAUCAGGAAGCGAGAAAGAAAGGCUGCUCCCAGUAAUAGACACCAUGUUGCAGCUCAGCCCUGAAGAGAAGGGGAAGCUAGUUGCAAUUGCCCAAGGUAGGUGGUGUUCAAAACAUUGUCGCAAAAAAAAGAAAAGUGGAAGUGAGGAAGAGAGUACCUCACGGCCCUCUGGGUGGGCUUCGUACCUCCACAGCUGGUCAGGACUUCGAUGA
This is a messenger RNA of Pygoscelis adeliae (Adelie penguin), 5108 nucleotides long. It is a transcript of the gene GCC2, whose product is annotated as GRIP and coiled-coil domain containing 2. Lineage: Eukaryota; Metazoa; Chordata; Aves; Sphenisciformes; Spheniscidae. The coding region runs from base 21 to 5108 and encodes 1695 amino acids. Gene Ontology annotation, cellular component: Golgi apparatus. Gene Ontology annotation, biological process: late endosome to Golgi transport. The record is from RefSeq and is a predicted model, not a curated record. The transcript has 22 exons.